UUUCUCUCUCUAAAAGACCACCCCUCUGAGUCUAUCUCUCUCUCUAAAACCAGAGUCUUUCUCAGUCUGAUUCAAAAUUCAUAUUAUCCUUGUGUCUCUCUCUCUUUCAAAAACCAGUCUUUCUUACUCUGAUUCAAAAUUCAUAGUAUCCUUGAGUCUCUCUCUACAAAACCAGAGUCUUUCUCAGUUUGAUUCAAAAUUCAUAGUAUCAUUGAGUCUCUCUCUACAAAAGCAUCGGCCUUUCUUUAAGCUUUACCACCCCUGGUUGCGUCCAUUUCGGGGCGAGAAGAACAGACACUCAGCUGAAGUCUCUCUCUCACCCCCACUAAAAAACCAGACUCUUGACGUUUGAAUUCUCUCUCGCUCUCUCUCAAAGAGACUGGACUUUUUGAUGUGAACUUUGAAGUUUGAACUUCCCUUCCCAUUUAUCCUCCCCUUGCAGGGCGAGAAAAUCAGAAAACCAGCUCUUGUUCUCUACCCACCAAAGCAAUCAGUUUAUCUCUUUGAACUCUAGUUUCAGAGCAGAACCGUCAGAGAAGAAGCAGAUGCAACUUCUCCCAAAAAUGUCACCUUUCUGGUUCCCCAUCCUUCUUUCUCUCUCUUUAUUCAUCAUAGCGCCCCCAAUUUCAUGUACCAUUCCCCUUAACUCAGUCCUUAGAGCUCCAAGUGGAACAUGGAAUUCACCCAGCUCCACCUUCUCCUUUGGUUUCAUGGCCUCUCCCUCUGACCCCAAUCUCUAUCUUCUUGGGGUUUUCUUCUCAGCUGGAAUCAUAUGGACUUCAGGUCCUCAACCUGUGGAUUCAGGGGCGUCUCUCUCUCUUCUCUCUAAUGGAAACCUUCGCCUAAUCAAUGGUUCAGGAGCCCAAGUUUGGGAAUCAGGAACUGCAAACAUGGGUGUCUCCUCUGCAACUCUCGAGGAAUCAGGGAACUUCAUCCUCAGAAAUUCAAGCUCUUCGAUAUGGGAAACCUUCAAAAACCCAACUGAUACGAUCAUGAAAGACCAAAACUUCACUCUAGGCAUGAAAUUGACUUCAGGGUCUUACUCUUUCUCUCUCAAUAAAACUGGGAACCUCACCCUAACUUGGCAAAACAACGUCACUUAUUGGAGCGAGGGCCUGAACUCGACGUUUGCUCGAAAUUUGUCAAACCCUGUGUUAUCUCUCGGGCAAGAAGGGCUCUUGAUUCUCUCUGACCCAUCUUUCUCCCCACCAGUUACCAUGGCCUACAGUAACGACUAUGCAGAGAGUGCGGAUAUUAUAAGACUGGUAAGGCUCGAUUCAGAUGGUAAUCUCAGAUCAUAUAGCUCGCCAAGAACCACUACAAGCUUGAAUCCUCAAUGGUCAGCUGUUGAAGAUCAAUGCAAGGUCUAUGGCUAUUGUGGAAACAUGGGUAUUUGCACGUACAAUGAUACAAAUCCAAUAUGCAUUUGUCCAUCACAGGAUUUUGAUCCAGUCGAUCCCAAUGAUUCGAGAAAGGGGUGCAAAAGGAAACUGGAGCUCGCUGCUUGUUCUGGUAAUACUUCCAUGCUUCCAUUGGAUCACACUGAGUUCUUUAGCAUUAAUACUGGUUUACGGAGUCAAACUUUCUUCAUGGGUGUCAACCCGUGUCGAUUGAAUUGCCUUGUGGAUUCGACCUGUCAGUUUUCAACCUCUCUUGGUGAUGGAUCAGGCCAAUGUCUGCAGAUGCUUUCAAACUUUGUAAGUGGCUACCAGUCACCCAAUCUUCCGAGCACUUCAUUUGUUAAGAUCUGUGGCGCUGGUAUUCCUAACCAGUCCCUUCAAUCUCAUAACCAGAACAAAAUCAGAGCCUCUAAGCUCACAGUUUGGGUAGUUUUAUUAGUGGUUUUAGUCACGAUUUUAGCUCUUGUUGCUAUAGAAACAGGUCUAUGGUUCUGUUUCUGCAGGAACAAUAAGAAAUUUGGGGCUUUAUCAGCUCAAUAUGCCCUUUUGGAGUAUGCAUCAGGCGCCCCAGUUCAGUUUUCUUACAAAGAGUUGCAGAAGGCGACAAAAGGGUUUAAAGAGAAGCUUGGGGCUGGCGGUUUUGGGGCUGUUUAUAGAGGGGUUCUUGCUAAUAAUACAGUGGUUGCAGUGAAGAGGCUAGAAGGGAUCGAGCAAGGGGAGAAGCAGUUUAGAAUGGAGGUAGCCACAAUAAGUAGCACCCACCAUUUGAAUCUGGUCCGAUUGAUAGGCUUUUGCUCAGAAGGGAAACACAGGCUUCUGGUUUAUGAGUUCAUGAAAAAUGGGUCUCUUGAUUGCUUCUUGUUUCAUGGUCUGGAGGCGUUGGUAAAUCUUGAUUGGGAAGCUAGGUUCAAUAUUGCUCUUGGAACAGCAAGAGGCAUAACUUACUUGCAUGAGGAGUGUCGAGAUUGCAUAGUUCACUGUGAUAUCAAGCCAGAAAACAUUCUUUUGGAUGAUAAUAACACAGCUAAAGUCUCUGAUUUUGGGUUGGCUAAGCUUAUCAAUCCAAAAGAUCAUCGGUUUCGAACCCUUACAAGUGUUAGGGGAACGAGAGGGUACUUAGCACCAGAAUGGCUUGCAAAUCUUCCUAUAACUUCAAAAUCUGAUGUAUAUAGUUAUGGGAUGGUUUUAUUAGAGACAAUUGGAGGGAGAAGGAACUUCGAUGUAUCAGAAGAAACAGGGCACAAGAAGUUUUCGAUGUGGGCUUACGAGGAGUUUGAUAGUGGAAGAAUUGAGAGUAUAGUUGAUAAAAGGCUUGGUGGGGAGGUUGAUAUGGAGCAGUUAAGCAGGGCAAUUCAAGUGAGCUUUUGGUGUAUUCAAGAGCAACCUUCACAGAGGCCUAUAAUGGGGAAAGUAGUGCAAAUGCUUGAAGGGAUCACGAAUAUUGAGAGGCCACCUGCACCUAAGGCGAGAGAAGGAAAUGUUAGCAUAGUUAGUGGUGUCUCAAGCGCUACCUCAACCACUCUGGCCUCUGCCCCUCCAACCUCACCAUCUUCUUCUCUACUGGCAGUGAGAUCAUCGGCAUCGAGAAGGAAUACUGAGAAGCUGCCUUCCUUUACGUUUUCUGAGUAAAAUACUGGUGCUUAUGUGCCCAAUCAACAAGUUUGACCAAGGUACAUUCAAGCUUUGAACUUGGGUUACAUGGCCGAUGUUAUAAUUGUCUAUAAGUUAUGCUUUUCCUUGCUCUAUACAUGGAUUAUGGAAAUAUUUGUUCGGGGUAGUUGGAAGCUGGGAGAUGUAAUUUAUUAUUGAAUUUGUAUGUCGAAGGGUAUUCACUUAACUAUACUUUUUUUUUUUGUUGGGAAACUGUGGUAUGUAGGAACCUAAAGGUUCAAAGUUUUUUGUUUACUGUGUGCAAUGAGAACAGAUGGGCUAGAACUGUUAAGGUGAUAGUGUUUAUAUGAAUGUGUAAAGUCAUAAGCCCUUGUUUUGGGCAACCUUUGAAAUGAAAAUCCAUGCAUCUGAAAUA
This is a messenger RNA of Amborella trichopoda, 3426 nucleotides long. Its product is annotated as G-type lectin S-receptor-like serine/threonine-protein kinase At1g34300. NCBI's taxonomy places the organism in Eukaryota, Viridiplantae, Streptophyta, Magnoliopsida, Amborellales, Amborellaceae. The record is from RefSeq and is a predicted model, not a curated record. Gene Ontology annotation, biological process: protein phosphorylation; recognition of pollen. Gene Ontology annotation, molecular function: protein serine/threonine kinase activity; ATP binding.